GGAAGCAGGCAGGAGGAAAUGGUAUGAGAAAAGGAGGUGAAGGGAGGGAGUCGAGAGGUCCACACUUCCGAAGGAAAUGACGACCUCCUUUAACCGGACUUCUGGCUUGUGAUGUCAUUUCCAGCGGUGAUCACGGAUAGGCUGCUGCUGCUGUCCUUCCUGGAGAAGAGCCAGGUGUGUGCAGUGUUCCUCAACAAGAAGAGCCACGGGUCCCCUGAGACAGGCAGACGAGUGGAAAAACUCUCCUCCUCUGACCUGAAGGUGGUGUGUGCGGACUUGCGUGGCGGUUCGCCUCGCAGGCUGGGUAGACGAGUGGGUCUGAACUGUCUUCAGGACGUAGCGGUGUGCUGGUGGCCCCUGGUUUCCUCCUUCUCCUCCGAGUUGUGGCCCUGGACCCCCAGCAGUCACACACACACCGAGCGGGCCAACCUGCUGCUGCUGAGCUGCUCUGCCACGGACGGUCUCAAGGUGCUCAGUUCCAUACGUACUGAAGGAGACCCUCUUGACUGUCACUUCAGCCUCCUCCAACCCUACCAGCUGCUGUCCGUUGAAGUGCCCGAAGGACCCCUCCCCGAAUCCCAGGGGCCCCAGGGGGCGUCCUCGGCGGACGCCUGCGCGUACGAGUGCGCCCGCGGUCGCCUCCAGCGCCUGUCCGUGGCCCGCAUCCCCCUCGCCUCCCGGCCCGUGUCCUGCGCCCGGCACCCCUCCGAGAGCAGCCUGCUCCUGGGCCUCGCCGACUCCUCCCUGGUGCUGUACGACGAGCAGAGGGGCGUGCCUCUCCUCGCGCCCUGCCCCGUCCCGCCCUCCCUCUUGGCCUGGCACCCGGCCGGGGCCGUGGCGGUGGCGGGGGGCGGCCAAGGGGAGCUGAUGUUCUUCGACGUGGGCUUGGCGCCGCUGGAUGUGGCGUUACUGGCGGAGGAGGCGGCCCCCGCGGCGACGCUCAGACUAGCCCAGCACCUGCGCUGUCCGGGGGGGCUGGAGGGGCUGUACUGGGGGGGCAGCGUGGAGGGAGGAGCGGACGGGACGGACCUGCUGAUGAUUGCUUUCCACAGUGGACCCCUGGCAGCGCUGAGAUUCAGGCUAGGCGCUCUGACGGGGGGUCAGUUGGGCUCCUGCGAGCUGCUCCAGCAGAGGCUGCGCUGCGGUCAGGUGGACCAGGCGCUCGGCAUUCUGGGAGCCAUGGAGUGGAGCCUCAUGGGUAGCGAGUGCUACCAGGGCCUGAGCUCGGUGACGGAGCACCUGCUCCGGCUGGAGCUGGACGCAGAGAGAGAAGCCCAACUAGAAGCAGCUCUGGGAGUCUUCUACGCUCCACCCCGCCCUCUCUCUGACACCGUAGUGUUGGAGUACAGGGAUCCAAUCAGCAAGUACGCCCGGCGCUUCUUCCACCACCUGCUCAGGCACCAGCGGUUUGAGAAGGCCUUUCUGUUGGCUGUGGACAUUGGAGCCAGAGACCUGUUCAUGGAUCUCCAUUAUGUGGCGUCUGAUAACGGCGAGGUGGUGCUGGCUGCGGUGGCGAAGAGGAAGGCUAAUGAAAUCGCCGUCUCCGUUAUGCCUGGUGCAGAAGAAUCCCCAGCCAAUCUGAGGGGGAGGAAUGGAUUGUGUCAAUCCGGAACUACCGCCCUGCAGACAGACAGGAACUCGGAUGCAACGGGACCACCUGCUCAACAUAACCUCUGUGAGGAGCCGAGGAGACGGCAGCCAGUUGCAAGCACACCUGAGACCAGCGCACCUGUGACCAUCAGAGCUGCUCCCACCUGGCCGUGGACAUAUACAGAAAACAGCCUUGUCAAUCAAGAUGAUGAUGAGAAAGAAGAGACAGGGACACUCAAAGUGAAGUGGUUCGGGGCUGUUUCCCUCCAGUACCUCUCAACCACACUCCUCUUCCUCGACGUAACCAUGGAUGUUAGUGGACGAUUAUGGAAGAUUUCUACAUUUGAAGAGGUGCGAAUUGCCCAGAUCCGUGGAUCGGAGUUGCAGCCUACCUGGAUAACCCACUGACGGAUGCAGCAGGUCCAUGGCAGCGCCGCUGAGCCCCAGGCCGUUCAUGCCGUAGGGGGGCUGUUUGAGGUAUGACAUCAUGC
This is a messenger RNA of Hypomesus transpacificus, 2081 nucleotides long. RefSeq names its product WD repeat containing planar cell polarity effector. Gene Ontology annotation, cellular component: axonemal basal plate. Lineage: Eukaryota; Metazoa; Chordata; Actinopteri; Osmeriformes; Osmeridae. Gene Ontology annotation, biological process: cilium organization; nervous system development; establishment of protein localization. The record is from RefSeq and is a predicted model, not a curated record. The coding region runs from base 112 to 1998 and encodes 628 amino acids. The transcript is spliced from 13 exons.